AUGCCUUUGAACGGGGUGGUGAAGCCCGUCUUCCUGCGACCGGACGGGAGCAAGGCAGGCUGCAAGGGGGCCGAGGAUGAAUCCAACACGCUCACCAGCGCUGCCCCCCAGCAGAGCGGUGGCUGCCGCAGCCCCUCCCCCGGACACCCCUCUUCCUCCUCCUCCUCUUCCUCUGGCAGGGCCUGCGAGAAGCCUGAGUCCCCAGGGGUGCACAGGAAGAGGGCCUCGCCCGUGCCAUUUGUUGUUGUUGAGGAGACUAAUCGCCGUGUCAACAAGGUCAUGAGGGCCCGCCUCUACCUACUGCAGCAGAUAGGCCCCAACUCCUUCCUGAUUGGAGGAGACAGCCCUGACAACAAAUACAGGGUGUUCAUUGGCCCACAGACCUGUAGCUGUGGCCGAGGGGCAUUCUGUAUCCACGUCCUCUUCGUCAUGCUCCGAGUCUUCCAGCUGGAGCCCUCAGACCCAAUGCUCUGGAGGAAAAGCCUAAAAAACUUUGAGGUGGAGAGCUUGUUCCAGAAGUAUCACAAUCGCCGCAGUUCGCGCAUCAAGGCGCCAUCGCGCAAUACCAUCCAGAUGUUUGUGUUGCGCAUGUCUAACCCCCACACGUCCUGUCCAUCCAGCACCUCCAGCGCCUCCAGCAAUGGGAGCAGUCUGAAGGAGGAGGAGGAGCAGAUGUGUCCUAUCUGUCUGUUGGACAUGCUGGAUGAGGAGAGUCUGACUGUGUGUGAGGAGGGCUGCAGGAACAAACUGCACCACCACUGCAUGUCCAUUUGGGCUGAGGAAUGCCGGCAGAACCACGAGACGCUCAUUUGCCCCCUCUGUAGAGCCAAGUGGAAGUCCCAUGGUUUUUACAGCCAUGACCCCUCUGUCUCCAUUGAGAACGCGGCAGCGGUGGGUCAUCCCCAGGCGUCAUCAUCGUCCCACAGCGAGGGGGAUUCCAGAGGCUGGUCACCGUCCCAGGAUGGGGACUUCACCCUGCCCCAAUUCGGGGUCCAGCAGGUCCCCCAGACCUACAAAGAACUGGUCAAACCCUGGAUCAAGGUGUUUGGCAUGGAGUUGGUGGGCUGCCUGUUCUCCAGGAACUGGAACAUCCGGGAGAUGGCCCUGCGGCGGCUGUUGCACGACGUCAGCAGCGCGCUCCUCCUGGCCAAUGGUGAGCACUCCUGCCCGGGGGCCGGGCUGGGGGCCGGGGCGGGCUGUACAGAGGUGUCAGGUGAUGUGGUGUUGGAGUCAUGCUGCAAUGUCCUCUCCAUGGUGUGUGCCGACCCUGUCUACAAGGUCUACGUGGCCGCACUGAAAACCUUGCGGGCCAUGCUGGUGUACACGCCCUGCCACUCGGUGUCUGAGUGCUCACGGCUGCAGCAGCUGCUCCGGCCCGUGGUGGAGACUAUCCUUGUCAAAUGUGCCGACGCCAACAGUCAUACCAGCCAGCUGUCAGUGUCAACACUACUGGAGCUGUGUAAAGCCCAGGUGGGAGAGCUGGCCGUGGGCAGAGAGAUCCUCAAAGCAGGGUCCAUCGGUAUUGGCGGGGUGGACUAUGUCCUGAACUGCAUCCUGGGGCCCCAGAUGGAGGCCAAUAACUGGCAGGCCCUGCUGGGCCGCCUUUGUCUGAUUGACAGGCUCCUGCUAGAGUUCCCUGCUGAGUUCUACCCCCACGUAGUUUCCGGAGGGGACUGCCGCCAGUCUCAGACCCUGGGGGAGAGGUAUCAGAAGCUGCUUCCCUUGCUGAGCUUCACGCUGCAGUCCACCGACAACUCCCACUCCAUGGUGGGUAAGCUGUCUCGCCGCGUUUUCCUGAGCGCCGCACGCAUGGUGGCCCGCGUGCCGCAUGUCUUCGUCAAACUCCUGGACAUGCUUAGCAUCAUCAGCUCCACGCACUACGCCCGCAUGCGCCGCUGCUUGCUCGCCAUCGCCGAGGAGAUGGACAUCCUGGACGCCAUCAACCUGGGCCUGGAGAUCAUGGACUACAGCACCAGUGAGGCACAUGAACUGGUCAGCGCCGCCUUCCUGGAGCCCUCCGCACCUCAGAACUCGCCCAACAUGACCGAGAGCAACACACCAACGCAUACGAUUCAGCUAGCCAGUGGAAAGGGAGUGAGAGGUUGCUUUGGCAAGGUGGGAGCAAGUCCUGAGGAUAUUACUGAGAGGUUAGCGGCCAUUUCAACUAGCACCUGGCAUCCCGAUAUGGCAGCUUCCGCGUGCAGUGGGGCCCAGGCCGGGCACCCAAAGCUUCCUGUUCGGGCACGUAACUGCCCCCUCAGCCAGUUUCUGAACUCCUCCUCUUCCAGCCAAGCCCCUAGCCUCCCCUCACCCUCCACCUCCUUCCCGGGCCCUGACAGCAAUCCCAAACCCCGACCCCAGAGUUUCGUCCCCAGCAAGCUGGCAUCUUCUGCCUCCUCCUGCUCCCCUGGCGCCCAGUGCAUGUUCCACCAGCAGAAGCCCUGUAGCAGCAAGGACCCUGAGAAGCAGCUCCCCUCCACCUGCUUCACCCAGGCGCAACACGUCCCCUCCAGCCAGAUCCACAGACCAAAGCCCUCCCGAUCCACCACCCCCGAGUUGCCCAAGGUCCUCUGCACCCCAUCCACACCAAGAGUCUCUAAGAGCAGCUUGAAGCUGGACCUCCAGGGGGAGUCAACCAGCCUUUCUACUAGCACCUCCGGAGGCGAAGGCCUCUCCACAGAGGGCCACAUGGAGGGAGCCACCACCCUUAUCACCAGCGAGGACAGCUGCUUCACCCCCAUGGAGGAGAAGUUAUGCGGCUUGAACGCCUCAGCCGAGCUCAAUUCCUCCAUGGAAGACCUCCUGGAAACCUCAAUAUCGGUAGCCGGCGAUGCCACCACCAUCACCUUCCAGUCGGAGGUGGCCGUGCUAUCGCCAGAGCAAGUCGGGGACAUGCCAGGGGGAGGGGGGGCUGUGGGGACGUACAGUGAGGAUGUGACGCAGCACCAGAAGUGCAAGGAGAAGAUGGAGGAGGAAGAGGCGCUGGCCGUGGUCAUGGCCAUGUCGGAGUCACAGGAUGCGCUGCCCGUCAUCCCCCAGCUACAGGUGGACAAGGACCAGGACUGCAUCAUCGUCCAGGCAGAUAACCCAGAGACUCUGCCUGGCCUUACCAAAGCAAAGCAGCCCUACAGGGAGGGCCACGAAUGGCUGAAGGGCCAGCAGAUUGGCUUGGGGGCCUUCUCCUCCUGCUACCAGGCCCAGGACGUGGGCACUGGCACCCUGCUGGCAGUCAAACAGGUGACGUAUGUGAGGAACACAUCGUCGGAGCAGGAGGAGGUGGUGGAGGCUCUGAGGGAGGAGAUCCGGAUGAUUGCCCACCUCAACCACCCCAACAUAAUCCGCAUGAUGGGGGCCACCUGCGAGAAGAGCAACUACAACCUGAUGGUAGAGUGGAUGGCAGGUGGGAGUGUGUCCCAUCUCCUGAACAAGUACGGGGCCUUCAAGGAGGCUGUGAUCAUCAACUACACGGAGCAGCUGCUCCGAGGCCUGGCCUACCUCCAUGAGAAUCAGAUCAUCCACAGAGACAUCAAAGGUGCCAACCUGCUGAUUGACAGCACAGGUCAGAGGCUACGUAUAGCCGACUUCGGGGCUGCUGCCAGACUGGCCUCUAAGGGCACUGGAGCAGGGGAGUUCCAAGGCCAACUCCUGGGAACCAUCGCCUUCAUGGCCCCCGAGGUGCUACGUGGACAGCAGUACGGCCGGAGCUGUGAUGUGUGGAGUGUGGGCUGUGCCAUCAUUGAGAUGUCGUGUGCCAAGCCCCCCUGGAACGCUGAAAAACACUCCAACCAUCUGGCCCUCAUAUUCAAGAUUGCGAGUGCCACCUGUGCACCCUCCAUCCCUCCCCAGCUGACCGCGGGCCUGAGGGAUGUCACCCUGUGCUGCCUGGAGCUGCAGCCCACGGACCGCCCCCCCUCCAGGGAACUCCUCAAGCACCCCAUCUUCCGUCUCAACUGGUAGUCCCCAACAUCCUCCCCCAGUCCCCUACCCUCCCUAUCCCAAAGCGUCCGCACGGAAAUACUACUGAAGGCCGAGCCAAGCCUGCUUUCUCUCCUCCUUUAAACGCUGCCAAUCAGAAUAACCUCCCUAACCGCUACCAUUACCACCUUCCUUGCACCCCAGACCUUUCCCAGUCAUGAGUGGAGGGCCUGGAAUGGACAGUAGUAUCUGGGCUCUCCUCUCUCCCUCCCUUCUACUGUGGCCUCAAACUGCUGUAUCUUAGCACAAAAUGCAAAAAGCAAGUCGCAAAAUUUCUCCUACGAAAAUGGUGCAUUCUUAGUCAGAGGGCCAUGUUGGUAUACUGUAGUCUGUAUUGCUCUUCAAGGCUUUGUUCUGUUAAUGAAAUGGCUCCUUAAAACCUCUUGGGGAUAGAAUCCCACUGACGGGAUUGCUAGCAUGGCGGGAAAUUCAAAACAGCAAAAUUCUAAUAAUUUCAAUUUCUCAAACAAUCAACUAUUUUACACCAUUUAAAAGAUAAACAUCUCCUUAAUCGAACCACAUUGUCCGAUUUCAAAGAGGCUUUACGGCGAAAGCAUAAAGUUAGAUUAUGUUAGGCGAGUACAUAGCCAAAAAAGUACACACAUCCAUUUUC
This is a messenger RNA of Salmo salar (Atlantic salmon), 4588 nucleotides long. The record is from RefSeq and is a predicted model, not a curated record. Lineage: Eukaryota; Metazoa; Chordata; Actinopteri; Salmoniformes; Salmonidae.